AAUGCUAAUAAAGCAAAAGAACAAAUUACUAAAGAGACAUUUAAAAUUUUAGGACAGCUCUUUGUGGCCUACCAUGUUGAAACUAUUUUUGGCCUUACCCUUUUGCAUAACCACUUCAUGCUUGAAGAAGGAGAAAUUCUACUUGAAACUGGUUCAUUAAAUAAUUAUCAACAAAAAGUUAUUAGUGAGCCAGUUAAGAUCGAUGAAAUGAAUUCUUCUGUUCAAGGAUUUAAUUGA
Messenger RNA from Dentiscutata erythropus, 237 nucleotides. Lineage: Eukaryota; Fungi; Glomeromycota; Glomeromycetes; Diversisporales; Gigasporaceae. The record is from the annotation of a GenBank genome assembly.